GUCUACGCUAGUAUUUAUGUUGUAUUGUAGUGUGGGUGAAAAAAACAUUCGGUAUGACGCAUAGGGGAGGAGAAGAUGGACUGGGUGGAGGAGAUGGAGUAGGAGAUGGAGGAGGAGAUGGAGUAGGAGGAGAUGGAGGAGGAGAUGGAGUACGAGAUGGAGGAGGAGAUGGAGUAGGAGAUGGAGGAGGAGAUGAAGUGGGAGGAGAUGGAGUAGGAGAUGAUAGGGGAGGAGAAGAUGGACGGGGUGGAGGAGAUGGAGGAGGAGAUGGAGGAGGAGAUGGAGGAGGAGGAGAUGGAGGAGGAGAUGGAGUAGGAGGAGAUGGAGUAGGAGAUGGAGGAGGAGAUGGAGUAGGAGAUGGAGGAGCAGAUGAAGUGGGAGGAGAUGGAGUAGGAGAUGGAGUAGGAGAUGGAGUAGGAGAUGGAGUAGGAAAUGGAGUAGGAGAUGGAGUAGGAGAUGGAGUAGGAGAUGGAGUAGGAGACGGAGUAUGAGAGAUUG
Chara braunii is the source of this 498-nucleotide messenger RNA. Lineage: Eukaryota; Viridiplantae; Streptophyta; Charophyceae; Charales; Characeae. The record is from the annotation of a GenBank genome assembly.